AUGGCGGCGUCCAAUGAUGUAGAUGUGGAUGUAGAUGUGGAAAUGGAACCAUCGCUAAAGAAUAUUGUUGGUCAGACAAGUUUAAAAUGGAUAUUUGUCGGUGGGAAAGGAGGUGUUGGAAAGACAACAACAAGUUGUUCUUUGGCAGUGCAACUCGCCAAAGUACGGGAGACAGUACUGAUUAUAUCAACCGACCCAGCUCACAACAUAUCUGAUGCAUUCAACCAGAAAUUUUCGAAGGUCCCAACACUGGUCACCGGUUUCCCAAAUCUCUACGCAAUGGAAAUAGAUCCAAACUUGGGCUUUUCCGAACUCCCAGAGGAAUAUUUUGAGCAGCAAGAUGCUAUGCACAUGGGGAAAGCCAUGGUUGGGGAACUCCUGAGUGCUUUUCCUGGAAUUGAUGAAGCUAUGAGUUUUGCUGAAGUGAUGAAACUGGUGAAUGGAAUGAAUUUUUCAUGUGUAGUGUUUGACACUGCUCCCACUGGUCACACGCUACGUCUUCUGUCAUUUCCAUCCGUCAUUGAAAAGGGGCUCGGCAAGAUCCUCCGACUUAAAAACCAAGUGGGACCAUUUAUAUCACAGAUGGCUGGUAUGAUAGGAAUGCAGGACAUGAACGCAGACGAUAUGUCUACCAAACUGCAGGACAUGUUGACUACCAUCAGACACGUCAAUGCUCAAUUUAAAAAUGCAGACGAGACAACAUUUGUUUGUGUGUGUAUAGCAGAAUUUCUGUCUCUGUACGAAACAGAAAGACUGGUACAAGAAUUGACGCGGUACGGUAUAGAUACCCACAAUGUUGUUGUCAACCAACUCCUAUUCCUGAAGAAAGGGCAAGAACCAUGUAAAAUGUGCAAGGCUCGGCACAAAAUACAGGCCAAGUAUUUAGACCAGACAUUGAUGUAUAACACGAGAUUGGAUGUACAAGUACAGUACAUGAUAUACAAACUGGAGUCUGAUAAGAAACAGAACGCACUGGAAUUUAGUGAGAGUCUGUGCAGUCGUUGGUCAAUGAGCAAAAAGCAGCUUUGA
Messenger RNA from Ylistrum balloti, 1029 nucleotides. RefSeq names its product ATPase ASNA1 homolog. Gene Ontology annotation, cellular component: GET complex. Gene Ontology annotation, molecular function: ATP hydrolysis activity; ATP binding. Gene Ontology annotation, biological process: post-translational protein targeting to endoplasmic reticulum membrane. Bases 1 to 1029 code for a protein of 342 amino acids. Lineage: Eukaryota; Metazoa; Mollusca; Bivalvia; Pectinida; Pectinidae. The record is from RefSeq and is a predicted model, not a curated record. The transcript is spliced from 8 exons.